Messenger RNA from Xiphophorus hellerii (green swordtail), 6820 nucleotides. It is a transcript of the gene elp2, whose product is annotated as elongator acetyltransferase complex subunit 2. The coding region runs from base 1 to 2520 and encodes 839 amino acids. The transcript is spliced from 22 exons. NCBI's taxonomy places the organism in Eukaryota, Metazoa, Chordata, Actinopteri, Cyprinodontiformes, Poeciliidae. Gene Ontology annotation, cellular component: elongator holoenzyme complex. Gene Ontology annotation, molecular function: protein binding. The record is from RefSeq and is a predicted model, not a curated record. Gene Ontology annotation, biological process: tRNA wobble uridine modification.
AUGGCGGCUUCCAUAAUUGAGACAUGCCAUGUAGCAUGCAGCGCAAAUAGGACUCCAAAUGUUGUUUCUUGGGGUCGGGGAGGGACUGUGGCUUUCGGGACGUGCAAUUCAGUGGCCUUGUACGAACCAAAGGAAAGAAGAGUUGUCGCUUUGCUGAAUGGACACAAAGGGAGAGUAAAUGCAGUCAAGUGGGUUCACAAGAAAGACAAUGCAUCAGAGCGUCAUGUCGUCUCAGGAGGUUCAGACAAUCGGAUCAUCCUCUGGGAAGCUCAACCUGGGAAGUUCGUCCAGUCAGUGGAGUGUAAGGGCCACACUGGUCCUGUCAAUGCUGUGGAUGCCGUCUACCUGGAGGACUCUAAGAUCCUCAUUGCCUCUUCUUCGUCCGAUUCCACAGUGAGAUUAUGGCUCUGCAGUGACGACAAAGAAGUUGAGUGCCUCCAUAAUGUAUCAUUUGGAAGCAGUUUCAUGAUGGAUGUCUCUCUAGCUCUGUUGCCCGGCGCUGGAGUUCCCAUUCUGGCCUGUGGAGGUGAUGACUCUCGGGUGCAUCUGUAUGUGCAGGAGAGCGGUCAGCUGCAGAAAGCCAUGUCACUGCAAGGGCAUGAAGACUGGGUUCGUGGAGUGAAAUGGGCAUGUAGGGGGGACGAGCUGUUAUUAGCCAGCUGUUCACAGGACUCUCUCAUCAGAGUGUGGAGGCUCUGUGCCAAAUCUGGCACAGACACCCACACAGAAGAUGAUCACACUGUCAUCAAAAUGAAAGAGGACGUUUUUGAAGUGAAGGACAGAGGAAUGGUCUCAAGGUUUGCAGUGUCCCUUGAAACUGUCUUGGCAGGACAUGAGAACUGGGUUUAUGGAGUCAGCUGGCAGCCCCCUGUCUAUAAAGGUGGUGAGCUGCAACAGCCUCUUAUUCUACUCUCAGCCUCCAUGGACAAAACCAUGAUCAUCUGGGCUCCUGAGGAAGGAUCUGGUGUCUGGGUAGAGCAGGUGCGUGUCGGGGAAGUAGGUGGAAACACUCUGGGCUUCUACGGCUGCCAGAUGAGUCCGGAUGGCUCGAUGAUUCUGGCCCAUGCUUUCCACGGAGCACUACACCUUUGGUGCAAGGAUCAGGAUAAAGAGGGAGGGUGGAGACCAGGAGUUGUGAUAUCAGGUCACUUUAAUGCUGUUCAAGACCUGAGCUGGGAUCCUGAGGGGGAGUUCAUCCUCAGUGUGGGCUCAGACCAGACCACCAGACUGUUCACUCCAUGGAGGAAGCAGGACAGCAAACAGGCAACCUGGCAUGAAAUCUCUCGGCCUCAGAUCCACGGUUAUGACAUGCAGUGUCUGGCCAUGGUUGGGCGGUUUCAGUUCGUAUCUGGAGCUGAUGAGAAGGUCCUCAGAGUGUUUCAAGCGCCUCGAAAUUUUGUGGAGAACUUUGCUAGCAUCUCUGGGAUUUCAAAAGAAAAGCUGCUUCAAUCCAGUGGCUCAGCCAGCCUUCCAGAAGGAGCUAGCACACCUGCCUUGGGUCUUUCCAACAAGGCUGUAUUUCAAGGCGACCUUGUCCCGAAGACUACUGAAGAAGAGGAACAGUUCAGCAGUAUAUCUGACCAAUACCAGGAGUCAUAUUUCCACCCGCUCAGCCUGACUGAGCCACCCCCAGAGGAUCAUCUCCUCCAGAAUACACUGUGGCCUGAGGUCCAGAAAUUGUAUGGUCAUGGAUUUGAGAUGUUCUGCCUCGCCUCUGACAGCACCAAGACGUUGGUUGCAUCAGCAUGCAAGGCAUCUAAAGCUGAACAUGCAGCUGUGCUGCUGUGGAGCACAGCCACGUGGCGUCAGCUGCAGACGUUGCCAUAUCACACCCUUACAGUCACCCAGAUGGCCUUUUCACCUGACGCAAAGUUCCUGUUGGCUGUUUCCAGAGAUCGCACCUGGUCGUUAUGGAGACGGAAGCUGCCAACACCAGAAAAUCCAGAGCCUUCGUUCUCAUUGUGCGCACACACAGCCAAGGACACAGCCAUGCACAGCAGGAUCAUCUGGUCAUGCGACUGGAGCCCCGACAGCAAAUACUUUGUGACAUCCAGUCGGGACAAGAAGGUGAUCGUGUGGGGGCCGUGCAUGCUGGAGAACUCUGAAGAACCAGUGUUUCCUCUGGAGAUCAAGCCAUGUUCCUCCAUCUUAGAUGUUGGGGAUUCUGCUACGGCUGUAGCCUUUUGUCCGUCCCUCUGUUCUGAUCACAGCUACUUACUUGCAGUUGGUCUGGAGUGUGGACAAAUCCUGCUCUACAGGUGGAGACCCGGUCAAGUGGGGGUUUCAGGGAGUGACUGGAUUAGCGGUGGUGGGACAGACACCUUACAAAGCCACACACUGGCAGUGAAGCGGCUACGCUGGAGGCCGCGGGCCGGUCGGGCAGGUCUAGAGAACAGCGAGAUGGAUGGGCCGAGUGACACGGAGAGAAAACUCGAAGAGAAGAGCUCCUGGGUCCAGCUUGCUAGUGCCAGCGCAGACCACUCUGUCAAAAUCUUCAACAUCAACAAACAGGCUCUUUAGCACCGCCACACUGACACUAUUAUGUCUGUUGCAAGUAGAGAGAGAGGCUUGGACUGAGGGCCAGAGGCCUGUGUGGGCCACACAGACCACAGCUGCUCUCUCCCAAACCAUUCAGUCCCUGUGACAGCAAGUUAGGCCAUGGGUCAGUCAAAGGACAGAACCUGCUGCACAAAAGCCCCAAAGUCUGUCUGCACAGAGCCAAACGGGUUUGAUGGGUGGAAGCAGGAGGGUUAAAACACCAGAACCGCAGGGUGGGCAUUUGGUUUGGAUACUUUACAGAGAAGAAACCUUUGCUCUCUAUCUAGCACAUGCCUAUGGAAAUAUUUGUGUUGGACUGAAUUCUUUAAGACGACAACUUUGUUAAAAAAUGAGCUUUUGUUGUUGCUUGUGAAUAUCUUUUUGUAUUGUCAUAAUUAGGUUUUCACCAAAUUGAGAGAAAUAAGAAUUGUUUAUUGGAUAAGUUUUGUGAUUAUUUAUUUAUUUUUUUUUUUUUACAUUUUCCUUCUGAAUUAUGUUCAUACUUGUAGCUCUACUUUCCAAGUCUGAAGUCAAGAAUUAUCUAAAAAAAAAGAAAAAAAAAGAAAAGAAAGCAAAUACAAGGCAGGCAAGCAAAUAGCCUAAAGUUUCAAAAGUUAUGCCAAACUUUUUUUUUUUAGGAGGAGAGAUUUCCAUAGUCACUGACUUGAUAUAAUCUCCUUCCUACAUUAGAUAACCUAAUAUUAAUUAGCAAUGUGGUCAACUGAUUUUCAACUGCACUACACAAUAACUGGGAUCAAUUUAAACUGAAUUUGCUUGAAUCCUGUGAUGCACUAGUGGGUAACCCCUCGACCCCGCAAGUAUAGGUUGGUAUAGACAAUAGAUGAGUUGAUAUCAGGACCAGGGUGACAUUAUGUGAUUGGAUUUUAUUGGUUACAAAUUGACUAAAUUCAAUCUGGAUUCCAUAUGAAAUAUGAAGUGGAACCAUUGAGGGGGCUUCUGUUGCAAUGUAGCACAACAUAAAAAAAUUUUAAUUUAGCAAAUGCAACUAGUGAUGACAUUAUGUACACAACAUAGAACUGGAGCCUCAAUGCAUAACACCACAGCCAUGCAGGAAGAGAAUAACAGUAUUUAAAAAUAGUAGUCAAUUGGAUUGAAAUUGAAAGGACGCAACAAAGACAGAAACAGCAAUGCCAAUGUUAAGAGACAUUAUUUUGAAAACAGUCUGACAUCAGUCUGACAACAGUCUGACAAGCAUUGUUUUAUCUCCUCAUGCAGACAACAUUUUAUGAACUGUAUUUAACUAAUUGAUUUUUAUUUAAUAUGUAUUACCAAAGAUUCUGUUUAAUCACAUGGAACUUGUCCAGUUUGCUCUUUGAGUUUGGUGAAAUAUGCUAACAUAUUUUUCAAGGACAAUCCAUGUCAGAAUAUUUACUCUAAAACCAGCCAGGUGUGCCGUCACCAUUAUCUAUCCAUCAUCUAUGCCCGUUGGUGUGUGUGAAGGGUCACCUAUCUCCAGCAGUCAUUGGACCAGAGGAGGGAUACACCCUGAACAAUUUGCCUGUCCGUAAAUUGCUAACAUGGUAAAACUCUCACCAAAGGAUGCAACAUGCUAUGUUUUUGGGGCUCUGGAUGGAAGCCAGAGUACCUGGAGAGAACCCACACCCGCACAGGGAGAACAUACAGAGACCGCAGGCUGGGUUUCAAACCCAAAAGCAGCCCUCCUUUAUGUGCUAACCAUGAAUUUGUCUGGGGUCAGUGGUUGCCUGCAGCCUUAUGUCUGUCCAGUCACAAACUGUGUGCAAUCACAAAAACAGAGAAGUACUGCUCUUGGAGUAGUUCUCGGUUUUCAAACUAUAAAACGAGUUAUGAGGAAAAAGCUGCUGUACAUCAUGAGGAAUCCCCAACUUUCAUGUCAUGCUAUUAUGAAAGCGUUAUCUUCAAUAUUUUAUUUUAAAAUGGAACAGUCUUCUUGCUUUUCAUCAUUAUUUUUAUGUUAUGAGGUCUUUACUCUGGCUUGCAAACUAAUUCAGACAUUAUGCAAUUUUUUAUUUAUUUAUUUUUUGCAGGCUUGUCGAACAAGCCCUUGACCACCUUUUGGGUGAAAAUAGUUUGCCAUGACGUGGUGCCAAGGACGUCACUUGUAGAAGCCUUUAAAUGUUAGAGAUUAAUCAUAAAAAUGGGGACCAGUGGCACAGCAAAUAAAGCCACUGACAAAGGUUGCUCAGACCUCUCGAGUCCUGCUUUAGAAAAGAAGUAAAUGAGAAAAUAUUUGAGAUGAUUAUGUUAUUAUACCCCUGAGUCAGCCAUAGCUCUCUCAGGGUUAUAGUCUGAGAUCAUAAUGGGAAAUAAGAGCACCGUUUUUACACAAUUGAAAUGACAUUUUAUGCUUUUGUUAGACAAACAAAGCCAGCAUGUCAGGAAGAUGUUUUAAAGAGGAAGCAGUUUGCCUUUUAUUGUUAGUUUGUCUAAUCUGUGUAAGUGUGUGUGUGGUCUGUGCUCCCAUUUAGCUUAGCUUUGGUUUGGAAGAAAACAGUCCUUUUGUCCUAAUCUUAUAUUUAGUGGUAGAGGGGAGAUGCAUGCACAAAGUUACACAGCCUUGCAAAACUAUGAAUACCUCUUGAGGUUUUUCACAUUUUUGUCAUGCUACAAACUUAAAAUGCUUUCAGCAUGUAUAUCUUUACUUCAUCAUUUGCUCUUUCCUCUUGAUCCAUAAAGGAGAAACAUGCUUUAUAAACAUGGAUUUAUAGCAUGGAUUUUGUGUGAAGAUGAUACUGGAAUCAUUGCACAGUUUUUUUUUUUAUGUCAAUGAAUAUAAAUGUUUUGUUAUAUCUUUAUUUAUUGUUUAAUCUGUGUUGUUUUUUUCAUUGAUUUGAAUGUGCUUUACUGUUGCCUCCAGGUCUGGGGCUUCAGUGAUAAUGUGACACAAAAUAGGUCAUUUGACUUUUUUGAGGUCAGAUUAAAAAUUAUUUAGCAAAUGCAACAAUUAAAACUCCACCUUCUGACAAAUGGAUAAAUAGAAAUAGCAAAUAUUUUCAGGAAACUCCAAAAACAUGCAUAGAGAGAAAAGUAACAUGUUAAAUUUGUAUCCAUUUUCUGACUGUUUUUAAAAUCACCAGAUUGAUUAUUUAUUGAUACCUUCUCUUCAUUCUGCCAGCACUGACUAACUGUAGUGUAAUCAAAAUGUAGACAAGUUGCUGCCAUCCAUCCUGUGCACCGACUGGCUCCCCUCAUGUACUUUAAUAAUUCAUCAAGCAUAAUGUUCAAGAGUUUCAUUCCCAAUGUAUUAUUCCCUCUCCCCGUCUUUCUUUCUGACGUCAGCAGGCAUCCCUCUCGCUGUGUCUUUUGUUUGUUGUGCAGAUUAAGAGCUUUAAUAUUGAAUGGGCAUCUCAUUGCAUCACCUCAAUUACCUGUAUUUUUUUUUUUACUGCCUUUAAUAUUUAUCACAUUUAAUAUUUAGCAGUCAUAAAUCUGAGUGACCAACAAUCCUGUGUUCACUUAACAGAUAAUGUGAAGUCCUGCAGGGGAAAAAAAAAAAAAUUACACCCCUUUAAAAAUUUGUAUUUGUUUUAGGAAAUAUUUAUUUCAAAUCCAGUUUUUAAUUUCUGCAAAAGAAAUUUAAAGUAUGCCAAAUUUCACCAUUUUGAUUUUAGCAAUUGGCACAAAAAAUAUGUGUUAUGGUUUAUUCCACAUGCAUGCAGGUACAGAAGCUCAUUGUUUGGCUUUUCAAACUUUAGAAAAGGCCAAGUGUUUUGCUGAACAACGUAUCUUCAUAUUACCAACGAAACAUGUAAAUAUAAAAUAAAGUUAUCUUGAGGGAUGAAUUUGCCAUGCGGCCGUUUUAAUAUCAGAUUAGAACUAGGCCAUAUCACUUUAUGCAUCUGAUUUCUUGUAAUAAAAAUAUAUUUCAACAGGCAAGUUUACGCUAUUUAUGUGGCUGUUGCUAUCUUUAUGUUUGGAUGUUGACAUUCAUACGCUCUUGUAAUAAUGUUUAUUUAAUAAACAAAGCCUAUAAACACUGUAGAUUUGUAGACACAGCACAGGAAGAUAAAAGAAACGCUGCAUUAUUUUCAGUCACACUUUAUUUAACGAUGAUGUGAAAAGUAAAGGCUGUCCAUAACAUUCAGACAACAAAAGAAAAAUGUUUUUCAAAUAUCCCCAUCACCCUGCCCUCCUCAUCCCUCCCUCCCCCAAAUAACAACCAAUGGCUCAAAAAAUGUUCAGGUGUUCCAAGUGUGAUACUCAUUUUAUACAAGAUUUUCAUAUCUAGACCUCAUCUGUACAUAACAUAGUUACAGAUACUGUAAAUAAAAAGAAGACUUCA